Molecule: messenger RNA, 8211 nt
Organism: Cuculus canorus (common cuckoo)
Lineage: Eukaryota; Metazoa; Chordata; Aves; Cuculiformes; Cuculidae
Gene: RUFY3
Product: RUN and FYVE domain containing 3
Exons: 14
Coding region: 4493-5953 (486 amino acids)
Biological process (GO): regulation of axonogenesis
Cellular component (GO): cytoplasm
Molecular function (GO): metal ion binding
Source: RefSeq, a predicted model, not a curated record
AAGAAUAUCUGACUGAAAUCAUAAGAAAGCAUCUCUAUUCCAACUUUUUUUUCUCUACACAUUUUCUCUCAGACAUGUGUUUUUCCCCUCCAAUGAUCUUUCUCCAUCUUACCGCAAUUUUCUUAUUUACAAGGUAGGAGAGAUGAUACGGUUCUAGGCAUGAGGUGGAGGUGGGAGCUGCUGAGGGAAGGAGAUGGCAAAAGAGUUUCAUGCCAGUAGCACCUGCAGUUUUGAUGCAGAUGGUUCUGGACAGAAAGAAGGAACAAGAUGAUUUGCUUAAAGAUGCUGAGCUGAAGCAAAACCUUUAGAAUGCUUUUUAAAUACAGUAAAGGCAGCUUGAUUAUGCUGUCUUAAAAAAAACCAAAAACAACAAACCCUGAAACAAAAAACCCCAAACCAUUCCCUGCUAUCACUGAAACCCACUAGAUAUCCUGAUACUAUAGUAGGCUUUUCCUUCCCCUUUUUUACUUGUACCCUCAGUUAUGGGAACUACUUCCAUCCUUGCCGAAGAUCUCUGUAUUUUACAGUAGGUAGUCAAAACCCAGUUUGUCGUUUGUGCCAUGAAUUAAGAAAUAGUGUAACUGGUUUUUGAGUUAUUAAGCUUCCUUUAGCCCGCUCACAGUUUUAGCUUGCAAAGUUCCAGGUGUCCCUGUUAUUUGAGAUUCCUUUAUUUCCUCAGAAUGUGUAUCCUACUUGCAUGGCGUUCCCUCUGGCAUUGUCGUCCUUCUCAGACACUUGGAGCAGCUGUGUUAGAUGCACUGCUGCCACCGGACAGUUCCCUUUGGCAGCGGUUCCUGUUCCCAGUGUCGGUGGCUUUUUCAUGGUUCUGUGGUCUCCUGCGAUUUUAAAUAACCAGAAGCGGCGCAGCCAUGUGAAGCGAUAACCUCAUCUGCCAGCAUUGCCAUGUUGCUGCGUGGCUGCUCCAGUCUCUGCACAGUGGUUGGGGAAAGUUUCCUGCUAAUGACUGAACGCUGAAAGUACGACUUAUCCCAGAGAUGCCCUGUGGAGCCCAGAAGAUAGUUGGGGAAUUUGAUUUAUGGCUUAGAUAAUUACAGUUUGUGCAGCUUUUGAAACCAAGAGUACUUGCCAGCACAGCUAAGCUUUCAAAUACUGGUAGCUGAUGGAGUGCUUAAAUUCAGUUCUUGAGUUUCCAACACUGUCAAUGUCGGAUUCUUUCAUCUUGAAAUGUAUUUACAAAACCCUGCCUUGUUCUGUAGUGCAGCCAAAGCCUCUCUCCACUUUUUCCAGUGUGGCUAACACAGGUUUUGUUGGACCAGUUGAGGCUGCCUGACUCGUUUGGAAUUGAGAAAGUGAUUCUUCAUUAACAACCUCCUCUUUGUUUAUGCCUAGGCUCGGUAUUGUUUUGUCCUUUGACAACUCACUACAUGCUGAUGGGGCUUUAUCCCUUGGCCUUGAGUUUUGUGGUAGCUUUAUCAGCGGCUUUAUGAAAAUACAAAUAUUUGGUACCUUUCUUUUGUUUCUUUAUCAGGUGCUGUGCUGCUUUAUAGCUUAAAGGCACAGGAUGGGGGUAGGGAAAAGUUUGUGCUGUGUCUGCAGGUGGUGAUGAAGGGCUCGCAGGUCAGCAAGUCACAGGAAAGCUUCUGUUUGGGAUGAGUUGCGUUGGGCUUGUCUUUUCCGAGUAGAGUUUUUACUUCCCCUGGUACCGUAGCUGAUUGACGGACAUUACCCAUUUGUUACGGUUCUGCUGCUUGCCUUAGCUUACCCUGGAGGCUGCAUUGGGAAGGGAAGUCCUCUGGUUUUACGCUGUAGGUGUGAAUUUCACUGUGCACUGGAGCCCGGGGAUUACAGCUGGCUCUGGACCGCUGGCGAGUUCGUAGGUAUGCAAAUACCCAUGUCAGAACUCUGCCAGAAAAAACAAAUCGGCUCGAUGAACAAGUUCUGAACUUGUCCUUAAAAAAAAAUCAAAUAAAACUCAGAGUUCUGAGUGUAUAAUUUGUCAUGACUUGUCAAAGGUACAGGUGUAUCAUCUAAAUUGUAUAAUUUUGUGUCUUGGAGUAAAGGUACUGUUUUACAGAGGUGAAGUAGCUCAGUUUCUUUUAAGGUGGCAAUUGUUCAAAAUCUGUGAGUGGUUGAUUGGGUCUAAAGCUUUGUUUUGAGCAAAACAUGCUGAUAAACUGAAAUUAAUCAUAGCUGGAAAACAUUUUUCAAGUACUUUAAAUGUCCCUAUGGAGUAUUUGCAGCUGGAACAGGAGUCUGAGAAUACAGUUGAGCUGGAAGGGGCAUUCUGGUUUCUCUUAGUUGUUCAUGUUAAGAAGAAGGACAUGGCGUAGAAGAAAACCAGUUGAAGGGCUGCACCUAAUGCUGCUUGUGUAACAGCUCGAUUCCGAAACAAAAGAUUAAACUGUCUGAUAACUGGAUGUGUGGGAUAAUCGCUUGUGCAAUAACUUAUGGUGCUUGGUUGAUUCCAAAGGGUUUAUUGUGACUCUUGGUUGGUUGUUAGACCCUUUCAAAAGGCUGGCAACGUUGAUGUCAUGGCUGUUCUCCUGCAGCUGCUUUGGAGUGGCACAAUGGAAUGCUAAGCCUACGGGCUGUCCUUGUGGAAAGGAGGGAUGAACAUCAUGGGAGUGAUAAGGCUGUCAGCACAGUUUAUAAACCCCCUUCUUUCCUAGGGGGAAGGAACAACAAUAACUGCUGUCAUUUGUGAAACGGUUCUCCCUUGCAUCUCUGUGGUAACAGGCUGCCUGGCAGUUUGGUUUUAUCUGAUGGGGGAAAGAGGUGCUGAGUCAAAACGUUGUGCACCAAGUAGGAAGUUCUCACUGAAAGCGACUGCUUCCUCUGCUCACUUGGAAAUAGCAGCUCCUAACCUCCCCUUUUUUUUUUUUCCAAGUUUUAUGAGUUUUUUUCCACAAUGGGGGUGUUUCUCACAGAGCUUUUUUAUGCAUUGGCACACUGAAUUCUGUAUCAAGCAGUCGGUGUUUGUGUUUCACUAAGAAAUAGACAGAAGUCCGUUUGAGUAUUUCUUUAGGGAAGAGAAAGCAUGAAGAACAAUUACGGUCCCAUGCAGGAUUCAUUCAUUUUUUCCUGUCAGUACACUUUUUGGGUGAACAAUCAGCCUUCUCUGAAUCCAUGUGGUGGUGGGGAUUUUGGAUAGAUGCUACCCAUCGGCUCUCCACAAAGCUGCUGGAGCCACCCAGACUCAAAUAAGACAGGCUGAUUCACUGUUGCCUUGUGUUGCAGUUGAAGCAGUGGUGCCAUCGUGUCCUGUGCCCUGGGGAAGUAGUGACCUUGGAAGUCAGAAGGUUGUCUGACCUGGGAUCUCCUCUCCCUGGAGAGAUAUGGGGACAUGGGAAGUGACAGGGCCACACCGUGCUGUCUCCUUGUUCUUGGGGACUGAAAGCCUGUUUCUCUGCCUGCUUAGAGGUAAAUUCUGCUGCAUUGGCCUCGCCUGAGCAGGAGCAACUUUCACAUGAGGUUUUUGAAGUGUAAGAUGCAGUCACAUAGCUGUACGUGUUGAUAGUGGUGUCUCUCAUUGUUCUUCCAUGUGAAAAGAGCUUAAUCCUUGAUCACCAAAAUGCUUGGAGCCAGGCCUUUUUUCCUCACUGUUUCCCUGGGUGGAUAAACCCAUCCUAGCAUGGUGUGGGGAAAUCUUAGCUCAAAGUGACCCUUUGGGAAGGUUACCCAGCGAAUAAACCCAACUGUGACUUGCACCCCUGCUAUGAAAACAAAGGUUCUGGUUUAAUUCCUGCAGUGACACUCAGGCAUGUGAAAGGAAUACAAAUGUGCCUUUGUGUGCUUCGCGCUCUGUGCGCCUUUGUAGUACGAGGUGGCGGACGAGGAGCCUGCCUGGCGCGUUGUGCCUGCUUGCGGAGCCUGAGGAGAAGGUGCUGCGGAUGAUGAGAGCCUAAUUGCCAUCCCUGCAUCAGCAGCGUCUGGGCAGCAUCCUGGGAAUUGCCAGCCCUGCACUCGGAGCGGCUGAUCACAUGAGCCUGGAUGUUGGGUUCAGUUCAUUAGUCAGCCAUUUUGGUCACCACCCUGCCUACUGCGCACAGCCAAUCCUGCCGGCACCCGGCACUCGCUGCCCUGCCUCGCCUGCGGAGAGAGCGACUGCCACUUGGAUUCCAGCAAACCUGGAUCGCCGUCUCUUCAGGCUUCCUUUGUUUUGUCUUGGGUGAUCAUCAGGGGAAGCCAUUCUUUUCCCUCCUUCUGCUUUUUUUUCUUUUUAUAUUUUUAUUUUAACCUUUUUUUCCCCCUCAUUACCUGUCUUUGAUGCAGAAGCCAGGUUUUUUGUGGAUUGGUAGCCUCUGGCAUAGCUGAAGACGCCGACAGUCGGUGGAACCGAGGGAGGAAGAGGCGAGCGUGAAGGACCAGCAUUUUUACCUUGCUUUAUAUAUGAAAAGGCCAGAGCGGUCUGUGCGAUCCUGAGCACAUCUGUCCUUUAAUAGCAAGGUAUUUCUUAUUUUCUUCUUCAGAAAGCUUUUCUUUUCCGUUCUUAUUUUUCUCCCCCCGUUGUUGUUGUACCAGCUGAGUCAUCAUGUCUGCUCUGACGCCUCAAAGCGACAUGCCAACCCCCACCACAGACAAGAUCACUCAGGCUGCCAUGGAGACCAUCUAUCUUUGCAAAUUCCGAGUGUCGAUGGAUGGAGAAUGGCUCUGCUUGCGUGAGCUGGACGACAUCUCGCUGACACCCGACCCAGAGCCUACCCAUGAAGACUCUUGGGAGGAUUUGACUGAUGUGGUGGAGCAAUUGCGUGAUGAUACUGAAGAUCCUAAUUAUCUCAUGGCUAAUGAACGCAUGAACCUGAUGAACAUGGCGAAACUGAGUAUCAAGGGGCUGAUUGAAUCGGCUCUGAAUCUGGGCAGGACGCUGGACUCUGACUAUGCACCUCUUCAGCAGUUCUUCGUUGUGAUGGAACACUGCCUUAAACACGGCUUGAAAGGCAAAAAGACUUUUCUUGGGCAAAAUAAAUCAUUUUGGGGACCUCUUGAACUUGUAGAAAAACUUGUUCCUGAAGCUGCAGAGAUUACAGCGAGCGUUAAGGAUCUCCCGGGGCUGAAGACACCGGUGGGCAGAGGAAGAGCGUGGCUCCGCUUGGCUCUGAUGCAAAAGAAACUUUCAGAGUACAUGAAAGCCUUGAUCAACAGAAAGGAUCUUCUCAGUGAAUUUUAUGAGCCCAACGCACUGAUGAUGGAAGAAGAAGGUGCUAUCAUUGCUGGCCUCCUAGUAGGCUUGAAUGUCAUCGAUGCAAACUUCUGCAUGAAGGGAGAAGAUCUGGACUCACAGGUUGGAGUCAUUGAUUUCUCAAUGUAUUUGAAAGAUGGGAACAGCACAAAAGGCAGCGAAGGAGAUGGCCAGAUAACUGCAAUCUUGGACCAGAAGAACUACGUAGAAGAGCUCAACAGACAUUUGAGCGCUACUGUAAACAACCUACAGGCCAAGGUGGAUGCCUUGGAGAAAUCCAACACCAAACUGACUGAGGAGCUCGCGGUUGCAAACAACAGGAUUAUUACACUGCAAGAAGAGAUGGAACGGGUUAAAGAAGAGAGCUCCUACAUCCUAGAGUCCAACCGUAAGGUCGCUAAAGACAGAACUGCUGAUGGACAGGCACUGACUGAGGCACGGAAACAGUUAAAGGAGGAGACUCAGCUGCGACUGGAUGUGGAGAAGGAGCUGGAGGUGCAGAUCGGGAUGCGGCAGGAGAUGGAGCUAGCUAUGAAGAUGCUGGAGAAAGAUGUUUGCGAGAAGCAAGAUGCGUUGGUGGCACUCAGACAGCAGCUGGAUGAUCUCAGGGCCCUAAAGCAUGAACUCUCUUUCAAGCUGCAGAGUUCAGACAUGGGAGUGAAACAGAAGAGCGAAUUAAACAGCCGUUUGGAAGAGAAAACAAAUCAGAUGGCUGCCACCAUCAAACAGCUUGAACAAAGUGAAAAGGAUUUGGUGAAACAGGCAAAAACCUUAAAUAGUGCAGCAAACAAACUGAUCCAGAAGCAUCAUUAGACAUUUUUCUGUCUGGUCGCCUCACAACUCUGACAUCAGAACUCAUUUAUGAGGGGAGAACUUGAGAAUUGCUAAAAGCAACAGUUAAAAUGUUGUCACCUAAAGUUGAUUUGGCAUUUGCUGAAUUUUUAAAAUCAGUGAAUUUUUCUUCAGAGAUUUAGAGUCGGGUAUAAAAAUCCCUACCUUUAUCAUUUAAACCGUGUUGAAGUACCGAUGAGCUGGCCAAGAAACACACCAGAAGAGCCCAAGGAAUGGGAGAGGUGUGGCUCUGUACACCCCAGUGAUGCUUAUUGUAUACAGCCGCACGAGUCUUCCGCAUUUCUGGAUCCUAGGUGUGUUGGACAAGCCAACAUCAGGCUGGCCAGCUCUGGAAAGUUGGCUAGUUUUCUGUGUUACCCUUUUUGUGAAGUAGAUGACAAAACGCAUCCCUGGAAGUUGUUGAAAGUAGUCGUGUGCGUCCCCCAAGCUGUUACCCGUUCACUUCUGUUCUGUGGGUUCAGCCCCAAGUCUGAGCCAGACGGGCUCGAGUCGGUAGCUCGUUGCCGCUCAGACCAGCCCUCUUGUAACCAAGACUGCUCCUAACGAUUUGGCCUUAGUGACUUGGCGGGAGGGUGGGGACUUAGGACUUAUCCCUAUUCCUUUAAACUCCAUGUGUCCAGAAUUAGUAGCUAGGUGUCUUAGAGUAAAACGAUAGUGGUGAGUCCAGUGGAAACCUCCUUAUCUUUGCGUUGCCUUCUACCUCUGCCAUGAGUCCCUCCAGAAUAUAUGUUCUGGUUCUUCCCGACCUGAGGAAGCUGAGGAGAGGUGUUUUGGUAUAUCUCUCCUCUUCCCAGAAGGGCAAAGUACACGUUUUAUGAAAAAUAAUCUGAUUGUUAGUGUUGAAAAGAAACAAAACCAAGCAAAACUCAAGAAGAGAACAAAACAUGUGGCGGUGGGGAGUGGAAAUGGUCAUUUGGUUUUUGACUAUUCCUCGUCCAAGUAGUAAGUGAUUUAAAUGGAAGAGUUGCCUUUUACUAUUACACUUCCUUCUUUUGCUUCUGAUCUCCUGUUGCUCAAUACAAAUGGAAUUUGCUAAUCAAAGAACGGCUAAAGCCUGGAAAUAACUCCAAAUAGGUGAAGUAAUGGCCAAUUUAAUACCACAGUGCUACCAGCUGUAGCUUGGACUAUUAGAAACUAAUAUCCUCUUCCCUGGGGCCAUGUGAUCUCACUGUACCAGCCUUCCACAAGCUUUAGGCUGUGAGUGCUCCUAGAGAUGGUUUCUCUUUCCAGAAGAUCACUUGGGGGGUUUCUGUGUUGAAUAAGGAGUUUCUGUUUUGGUGAGGUGCCGUAGAAGUGCCCGUUCUCCCUUUGCCCUGCGUGAUGGUGCAUUUGGGCAGUGGGUGGCAGAUGGGACUGAGAAGCUGCUGGGGAGAGAACAGCUCUGGAUUCUCACUAGGUGCCCUUCAAAACCUGUGAGGCUUGGCCUAGUCCUCCAGGACGCAAGCGUCCACCACCUCUUAGCUCGUUGGAGGGACUCCUGCACACAGGCAGGCUGGGAGACCCGUGUCAAACCUCUACGCGAUGCCUGAGUCUCAUGCUUGAAAGUAUAUACUUAACCUGCAGUAACCUAUAACUAGAAAUGCGUUUUAACUGCCUGGAGUAAAAAAAAUCAGUAAAUGAAAAGGUGGACGCUUCCCUCCAGACAUCCAAACAGCAAGUUAGAGCAGUGACACACACCCCCCAACCUCUCCAGCAGGGCUUGGGCUGGCUUUGUUUGCUGUCACAGCAGCAGUAAAAUAAGACAGAAUUAAGGGCCUGGCCACUUCUGGUGUCAGGCCCGAAGCGGAAGCACUUUGGUGUCCGGACGCCUGGGGGCUUGAGCCAGAGGGUUAGCGCGUGAGAGAGACCAGGAAAAUGCACUAAUUCCCAAUACAGUAGCUAACCUGUCGCAAGUUCCAGUUACACGUGUAAAGCUGAAAUGUAACGUACAUUAAAAUCAAAUUUGACUUAAAAUUCUGUGUACUUGAGGUUUGCUUUGAAUCUGGAUAACAGUGAUGUUUUAUGUUUUCCAUCUAUUGGCUGUAAACUGUAGUAAUAGAAUAAAAAGAUUGAAAAUCAGAGCUUCUGCCUGGUUCACCUACAUUUUGCUUUGCUUUCAAGUGUUUUCCUCCUUUCCAUUGUUUUUAUCAUUCCUUUAUUUUUUUGGCUUUACCUUUUCACUGGGUUUUUAAUUUGUUGGUUAAACUCGGUCUUCCUCCCCACCAUGGCUUUUGUUUUUU